Messenger RNA from Coregonus clupeaformis (lake whitefish), 1498 nucleotides. RefSeq lists its product as uncharacterized. Bases 408 to 1370 code for a protein of 320 amino acids. The record is from RefSeq and is a predicted model, not a curated record. The transcript has 8 exons. NCBI's taxonomy places the organism in Eukaryota, Metazoa, Chordata, Actinopteri, Salmoniformes, Salmonidae.
UACAUUAGGCCCUGUGGUUUCUUGUGUCAUGAUUCUAUCAUUGGACAUAAUAAUCCUCAUAGGAUUGUAGCCUACAUAUUACUUAUUCAAUCUCAAUUCAACAUGAUAUGGAAUUAUAUGGAACUAUGUAUUGAUUAUGUCACAAUCAAUAGAAGUCUCUGGUUGCUAUGACGUUGUUAACCUAGAUUAACUAUUAGUUAUGUAGUCAUGAUUAUGACUCAAUAAUAUGUCAUAACACUGAGCAAUACCGCUGCUUUUCCAUCCAUAGAAAUUGAAUCUCAUUCUAGUUCUGUGGAUCCAUCAUUCAGUCACAAGACAAAAAGUUGCCUGAAGGCUGUGUAUCAUUGUAUUGUUGACCCAGACGGAGUGCACUUCACAAGGAUUGUCUGUAUCUGAGAAAGCUAACCAUGGAUAACUCUCCUGGAGUGAACCAGGAGCAGGGAGACAUACCAAUGAUCCCAUUGGUCCAUGAGCCCAUGUCAGGUCUGAUAAACGUCCUGAUGACUGCUAAGGAUGAGAUGCAGUGGGCCCAGAACCAGGUGAACAACUUGCAGCAGUCAAUGGACCACAUGCAGGGGCAGCUGAAUUCCAUGCAGGGGAAGUUUAUUGAGUUGCAGAGUGCCCUCUCUCAGCUCCUUGAUGACAUGCCUGUGGUACCUGAAAGGGAGGGGAUCCAACCGACAAACAUCAUCCCUGUGCAGAGGGAGGGGAUCCUCCCGACAGGCAUCAUCCAGAGGGAGGAUCCCAACAAGAACCAAUCAUUCCAACAAGGCAUCAUCCCAACACAAACCAAUGGAAUGGAACAGAUGGAAUGGCAUGGACCACCUUCACCUCCCAUCAUCCCCAUAGUGGGAUCCUGGGAUGCUGGAGUGAAUGCUCCACGUUGUGGACAUUUCUAUGCCAGGAGAAAAGAUAUCCGGAGUAGAUAUGUGGCGGAUCCUGCUUUAAUGACCAUCACCAAGCCGGAACACUCCGAGGCCAACCCUCAGAGCCAGACUGGCAGCUGGCUGGCGGCUGAACCUCAGCCCCCAGCACCCCCAGUACAGAAAACACCAAACAGUGGAGGCUGGCUCAGCUGGUUCUUCAGUGAAAAGAAAGAGGUUCCUCAGAUGACAACGAUACCAGAUGACAAGCCUAGUUCUAAUAAGCCUGUUCCACCUCCUCCCCCGAUGGGGAUGUAUCUAGGGAACUCUAGUCUCCCCAAAGGAGUGAAUCCUUACUCCAUGAAAGCAGCAGGUCUAGCGGGCAGGUAUCCCAAGCUAUUGAACCCUGGUGGGAUCACCACAACGCCUCCAUACCAGGGACCUGGAUCGCUCCCUGCCCAGCACACAACACUCAUGGCACCAAUGGCUGUGCCAUUCGAUGUUUAAAGGCAGAAACUUGCCCAAGGCACUCUACCCUAUUGAGGUCAUUUUCCAGGAGGGAUCAUUUGAUAUUUCAGCAUUUUUAAAAGACAAAAAAAAGCAUAAAAAAGUUAUUAAAAGACUCUGUAUGUUCA